This is a messenger RNA of Belonocnema kinseyi, 600 nucleotides long. RefSeq lists its product as uncharacterized. Bases 143 to 541 code for a protein of 132 amino acids. The transcript has 2 exons. The record is from RefSeq and is a predicted model, not a curated record. NCBI's taxonomy places the organism in Eukaryota, Metazoa, Arthropoda, Insecta, Hymenoptera, Cynipidae.
AGUAACACAGAUCCUACGAAUACGACUAACUACAAAUUUUUAUUAUAAAAUAUUGUAGUAUUAUACACUAUGGCUAAUUUGAGAAUGCUCGCGUUCCUGAUUCUGGGAGUCGCAGCAAUUAUAGCAGCUUAUCCAGAUAAGCAUGGAGAAGAUCAUAACCGUGAUUAUGGAUCCCAUGAUGGACUUGGAGGACAUAGUCAAGGACAUGAACAACAAGAAGGACAUGGUAAAGUACGUGGACAUCAGGAAGAACGUGGUCAAGGUCAUGGAAAACAAGAAGGACAGGGUCAAGGAUAUGGACAAAAAGAAGAGCAUGGUCAAGGACAUGGACAUCAAGAAAAACAUGAUCAAGGACAUGGAAAACAAGAAGGACAUGGACAUCAAGAAGAAAAUUGUCAAGGAUAUGGAAAACAAGAAGGACAUGGUAAAGUACAUGGACAUCAACACGAACAUGGUCAAGCACAUGGACAUAAAUAAGGAAAUGUUCAUUGAGGAUAUGGUGGGAAGUCAUCAGGGUGGCUACAAGAAACAUGGACACUAAAUUUAAUAAUUUUAAAAUUGUAUUUCCUUAUCAAAGAUAAUCAGAACAAGUUAAUCAAA